AUGGUGAUAAUUGUGAGCGGAGCUGUCUGGGCGGGCAUCAUGGUGACCAAGUGCGUAAUCUCCAAGGUCUUGGUAUGGAAGGCUCUCGAACGAUGCGUGCGACCGGACGAGAACAGGGAACACAAGACCAACAGCAGUGACGAAGAAGCACGCGAUGAUGGCGAAGAUGUGCCAGAGCUUGCGCAGGAAGUCGACGACGAGGAGGAAGAGGACCAGCAGCCCGUGAUUGGCGCCACGAAAAGGACUCUCGGCACACUGAAGCAAGGUGACGGCCGUGAGCCGACAUCGAGGGUGGACCGCUUGCAGCCCGAGUCCUCUACCGGGGACAACUCGCUGGACUCCCGGUCGGACGGCAGUGGCGAGGGAGGCGACUACGUCCCUGAUUCGACGAUGAUGAUGGUCACUGAUUUCUUGUUUCAUUUUUACGUUUGA
Molecule: messenger RNA, 432 nt
Organism: Ectocarpus siliculosus
Lineage: Eukaryota; Phaeophyceae; Ectocarpales; Ectocarpaceae
Source: the annotation of a GenBank genome assembly